Molecule: messenger RNA, 903 nt
Organism: Caenorhabditis elegans
Lineage: Eukaryota; Metazoa; Nematoda; Chromadorea; Rhabditida; Rhabditidae
Gene: srx-63
Product: G-protein coupled receptors family 1 profile domain-containing protein
Exons: 4
Coding region: 1-903 (300 amino acids)
Biological process (GO): signal transduction; G protein-coupled receptor signaling pathway
Cellular component (GO): membrane
Molecular function (GO): G protein-coupled receptor activity
Source: RefSeq, marked reviewed
AUGGCUGACAAAAUUCAAACCUUGCUGGUUCUCGUGCCAAUCUCUUUCACCGGAGCACUCGUGAACUGGACUUGUCUCUACGGAGUUCUCAAGCUACCAGUAUUUAAAAACUCGUUUGGAUAUCUUUCAGCAAAUCAAGCACUGACAGAUGCGCUCCAUUCGACUGUUUUCUUGUUAUAUUAUUGUCCCAUGAUACUGUGGGAUCAAAAGCUCUUGAAAGAAUAUUCCCACAUUUGUGGAUUUGUAUUACUUUUUUGCUACGAGUUAUCCGUUCUAACGCAUUUGCUAAUAUCACUUAAUCGUUUUUUUGCUGCCUGGGCACCAAUAUCAUACCAUAAAGUUUUUCAUCUGUCACAAACUAAAUGUUUGAUUUUAGUCAGCUGGAUGUACUCACUUACUUAUGCAGGUCUAUUUUAUCUCAGGAUUUGUCAUUUCCGUUUCGACGAGCAAGUGCAAUUUCUAACGUUCUCGAAUUCGAGAAUCUGCAUGAUUGUCGGCUGGAAUGGCGAUUUUAUCAAAAACUCGGUCAUUGUCGCAAUUAUCAUGUUACUAGAUACUGUCACAAUAAUGAAAUCACGACAGUUGCUGUACAAAUUGAAAAACUCUGUGGAUGCUUUAGCUGCCCAGCAACUUUUGUGUCGAGAUCGUCGGUUUUUGAAACAGGCUGUGAUUCAAGACACGGUUUUCAUGCUGGAGCUUUUAACCUAUUUCUUUAUUCCAAAGUAUUUUGAAAAUCGAUGGAUCGUAUUUUUUGGAACUUCGUUUGCUUGGGUUGCUGUUCAUGUGGCAGAUGGAAUUGUCUUGAUAAUUUGUAACCCCGAAAUGCGGAACAUCAUAUUCGGCUGGCUACACGUGAAGAUAAAUAAUGCAGUAUCUGCACACGGUACUCCUAAUCAGAAUUAA